Exserohilum turcica Et28A is the source of this 1054-nucleotide messenger RNA. RefSeq lists its product as uncharacterized. Gene Ontology annotation, molecular function: oxidoreductase activity. NCBI's taxonomy places the organism in Eukaryota, Fungi, Ascomycota, Dothideomycetes, Pleosporales, Pleosporaceae. The record is from RefSeq and is a predicted model, not a curated record. The transcript is spliced from 3 exons. The coding region runs from base 1 to 1008 and encodes 335 amino acids.
AUGCUCCGACUCUUUUCACGAACGCUUCCAACAGCUACCAAAUCAAUUGCUCCAUUCUCGUGUACAAAACAAUUCAUUCCAAGGACCUCAUACCAAAUUGUCAGGAAUAUGGGAAAGGCUAGCAACGAGGACCUAAAGGGCUCCAAGCUCUUCGACGUCUCACACGUCACGGCUCUCGUUACUGGAGGCGGAACCGGAAUCGGUUUGAUGAUUACACAGGCGCUGGUUGCCAACGGUGCAAAGGUCUACAUUACAUCAAGGCGCGAUGAGGUACUGAAGAAGUCGGGUGAGCUGUACGACAGCGGCCCAGGCCAGAUCAUCCCUAUUCAGGCCGACGUCAGCGACAAGGACGAUGUAAAGCGUCUUUACGACGAAAUGUGCCAAAAGGAGCCCAAGGGCAUCCAACUGCUCGUCAACAACGCUGGAAUUGCGCGCGAUGACAACACCAAGUUCUCUUCAAACGGACAGCCCAACAUGGAAGACCCACAAGCCAUCUCCGAUCACUUCCUCAAGUCGCAGCCUGAGCAGUGGGCCGACACAAUGAAGACCAACGUCGGCAGCAUUUACUGGAUGAGCAUGACUUUCCUACCACUGCUUGCCAAGGGUGGCAACGUCACACCGGGGUACAGCUCACAAGUUAUCAAUGUCAGCAGUAUCUCGGGCUACAUGAAGGGUAGCAGCAAUGGCCAAUUUGCGUACUCUUCAAGUAAGGCAGCAGCCACGCACUUGAGCCGUAUGCUAGCAACGACUUUCAUGGGCACCAAGGUGCGCGUCAAUACCAUUGCGCCUGGUGUUUUCCCCAGCGAGAUGACAACAGGCUCGUCUGAUGAAGACAACAAGAGCCGCAUCGAGUCUGGCAUGUCGAAUCCUGCUGGCCGCCCUGGCGCCGAUACCGAUAUGGCUGCGACUGUACUCAUGCUGGCUGGACCAGGUGGCGUCUUUUACAAUGAGCAGGUCUUGUAUCCUGAUGGUGGAAGCACUCUUCAGCAGCCUGCUGCGCGGGCUUAAUCGCUUCAUAAGCAAUCUAGCGAGUGUAGGUCGAUAUAAUGAACUU